AUGCCUCUCCCCCUCUCUUAUCCCGGCCUCAAAUGCGUUUUGGAGCAUUUGGAAGCAGUUAAGCGAGCACAUAUCAUUGGUCGCUCUCCGGGUCUUCAAAAAAUAGAUAAAUUGAUUCCACUUUGUUUGGGAAGCCUUACUAUUGACAGUGACAUAGUGACUCUUAACAAACUAUCAAUCAAAUGCAAUAAGAAAAAAGUGAAGUUUCAAAUGAAAAGGAAAACAAUCAGCCGACAGAUAUCAGAGAGUCAAGAAGACAAAAUGAAUAAAUUAAUCAACUAUUAUAUCUGUGGAAGGUCGAUCAUUCAUGUGGACAGUUUGAAUUGGUGUGACAGUUUCCUCCCAGAUGACAAUGGUGUCAAUCUGAAAUUUAGAGUGAAUUUUUUGAAAGCACUUUUUCCUGAAGACUUUGAAACCGUAAUUCCAUUAAUAGAUCCACGUAGUUUUCCUUUGAAAACUCUGGUCACUAUCCCCAACACAUCAACGUUUGACAAACAUGUUGUUAAGCAAGCGGAAACCCUUAUUCUGAAUAUCAUGAUUGAUCAUAUAGUCACUGUUGAAGACCUCAAGAAACUUAACAACCAAACAGUGGUACUUGAUCGCUUUUCCUACUCCAGCAUGAAUAUAAUUUCAUUGAUUAAAUAUCAUAUUGAAACUAAAAAAGAUAUUGGAACAACUUUUAUGAUUUCAUCACUUGCCAAUUGUUUCAUCAAUACAAUGUUGGAUGAGUUUAUACCAGCGUUUGGUGAAUUCCGAUGCGAUUUAUAUGGCGUUGAUGAAAGGCUCGUUCGCGUAUUGUCACAGUUCUCCAUUCCAAUCAACAAGAAGUCUAGAAUCCAAGUGUACGCAAUUGAGGUUGCAGAAGAAAAUUGUCCGUAUAAAAUAAUUGUGAAACCAGUGCCAGAAAUCUCUGGUAUAUAA
Molecule: messenger RNA, 921 nt
Organism: Caenorhabditis remanei
Lineage: Eukaryota; Metazoa; Nematoda; Chromadorea; Rhabditida; Rhabditidae
Exons: 3
Coding region: 1-921 (306 amino acids)
Source: RefSeq, a predicted model, not a curated record